Cladocopium goreaui is the source of this 1923-nucleotide messenger RNA. NCBI's taxonomy places the organism in Eukaryota, Dinophyceae, Suessiales, Symbiodiniaceae. The record is from the annotation of a GenBank genome assembly.
AUGUCCCACCAUGAUGGAUCAUCUUCACAUAUCUUCACCACAGCUCGAUGGAUCAUGCUCACUCACCUUGUUCCCGAGGUGGACCAGCUGAAGAAUUGCAGCACGGAGGUGUUGCGCCAGAGACGAGCGGGGACCAUCAAGGUGGAGAAGUUCCGCGUUCAGGUGUUGCGCCAGAGACGAGCGGGGGGCAUCAAGAUGGAGAAGUUCCGCGUUCAGGUGUUGCGCCAGAGACGAGCGGGGACCAUCAAGGUGGAGAAGUUCCGCGUUCAGGUGUUGUUUUGUUUUUUUACGCCGAGACGAGCGGGGGGCAUCAAGGUGGAGAAGUUCCGCGUUCAGGUGUUGCGCCAGAGACGAGCGGGGACCAUCAAGGUGGAGAAGUUCUGCGUUCAGGUGUUGCGGCAGAGACGAGCGGGGGGCAUCAAGGUGGAGAAGUUCCGCGUUCAGGUGGCCCACAAUCUUGAGGUUUGUGUUGCGCCAGAGACGAGCGGGGACCAUCAAGGUGGAGAAGUUCUGCGUUCAGGUGAGAUGACGCCAGAAAAGCUCUCACAGAAGAAGCUGACGAAGUUGCAGGAGUUGGCAGCUCAUGCAGAGAGGUUCGAUCUUAUGUGCCAGCAGCUAGAUGAGCCUGGUCCUGGCCAGCCUCCAGACUCCACGGAUGAGAUGCCGCGGACACCCCGGAAAAAGAUCUCCCCAGAACAAGAUCUUCCUCCAAAUGCAGGCCAUCAAGAACAAGUAGAUGCAACCGAAUGGGUGAAGCAGACUGUUCCUGACUUUGAGUUGGAUCGUGGCAUUGAAGAGGAACUUCGGUACACUGCUGUUGCAGUACUUUGUCGAGCAGACUAUUCCCAAGCCCAGGAGAUCCUUGCCAUGAACCACUGGGUGCCUGCGUUGCCAACUGACCAGGUGGCACACUCCGAUGUUGCUUUGGAGGAAUGGGCCACAGCUGCCAGAAAAUGUUGCAAUCGCCAGGUGGAAACAUUGGAAAAACGUCUCCAGGAAUUGGAUGAUGUAGAGUUGGAAAUCUCCAUUGAGACAGAAAUAGAAUUGCAGAAACUGUCAUUGGACAAUUUCUUGCGCAUGCAGAAGUUCUUGUACGACAGCCAGGGCUUGCUAGCUCGACAUGUCAGGGGUGAUGGCAACUGUGGUGUAUACAUGUUGCUGUCACUGAUCAAGGACAUCCCCAUGCACGAGGUGACAGCAGAGGAAGCUGCCAAACUACGAAUGGAUUUGCAGGUAUUGUGGUACCAGUUGUCCAAUGAGCCUAUGUAUCAAAGACUUUGGCAGGUCCUGAGGCAAUUUCGUGCUAGAGAUGAUGAACAACUGGAGGUUGAGCAAGAGAACAAGCAAGAAGAGAAGAAAGAAAGGGCUGAUCCAUUUACUCCGGACAAGAGAGAAAGCAAGAAACGAUUGCUUCCCACCACAGGCAAUUCGCCCGACAAUGAAAUGAUCAACGUUGACCAAGAUUCUGCCCCGAAGAAACCGAAACGGACGGGCAAAUCUCUUCCAGUUGCACAGCGCCUGAAGUUUGAAAACUACAUCGAGAGGCGUGGUGUCAGCAUGUGUACCAACAAUCAGUCAUGGGCUGGGUUUACAGCUGCACUUGGCGAGGGCACAUGGGACACUGGCUGCCAUAUUUGCUCUCAGUUCUUGGAAUCCCUGGAUUUGACUCAGCCAGUGCUGGUGGAGCAUGUCAAGAGCUUGCGUGACCAGAUGCAGAAGGACCACGAGAAGCUCAAAUCCGGAAUCAAAAGGGUUUAUGCAGCAAAAGAAGCAGAUGAGGAUCCUGCGGAGAAGCGCUGCAAGCUGAAGAAGGAGGAUUGUGACGAGGUCAAAGAGGAGAAGGUGGAGAAGUCCGAGGACGAGAUAGAUGACGCAGAUGCAGCUUGCAUGGGCAAGCAAGACCUACUGAGGACAGCUUCUUGA